Molecule: messenger RNA, 882 nt
Organism: Closterium sp. NIES-67
Lineage: Eukaryota; Viridiplantae; Streptophyta; Zygnematophyceae; Desmidiales; Closteriaceae
Source: the annotation of a GenBank genome assembly
GACGUUCAGAAGGCCACGGAUUCCUCUGUUCCAUCACCGCUUUUCUUAGGAGGGCCCCUUCCCUCGUAGCAUAAAUUAGUCGCCAGACGACGACUGGCUCUUAAACCAGGUUCCUGGCCUCGCACCGACGCUCACAAUGGCUGCUUCCAUUCUUCUUCCCACGUCGGCUUGCACAAAACUGGCUGAUUCCGAGCUUGCUGGAAUGCGGCUGGAAGCCAAGUCAUUGAAGUCGAUCCCUGCCGGUCCACGGAUUGCGGGAUGGAGAUGUGAAGCGCCUAACGAGGAUUACACGACAAGAAGGGCGCUUGUGGCUGUGUCCGGGGCUGCUCUUAUCGGCGCAUUGGCUCUACCCCAGAGUGCACAAGCAGCACGGAAGAAGCCUCCUCCUCAGGAGAAGGAAGAGAAGACAGACUUGAAGGGGUACCAGGCCAAGGUGUAUGAGAACAUGAAGCGGAAAGAGGCUCUCAAGGACAGAGUCGCUGCUUUGAAGAAUCAGUGAAAGGACCAACGUUUCGUCCAAAUGGAAUGUCCUGGUGAGUUUUAUUUUCCGGAACAAGCUAUGACGGUAGUAAUGAGGAACACCGCACAGCACCAAAUACCGCUCUGUUAUUAGAAGUGGAUGGCAAUUAGAAGAGUUGUAUGCAACCAUGCAGUUGGUUGGGGUGUGAAGGGAACCUGGAAUGUUGGUGUCUCAUUUAGGACGAGUGGAAAGUGCUGCGAGCACAGGUUUUCUGAGCAACUACGAAAGGAUUGUCAUGGUGGAGAGUUUGUGAGGUGUGAGAAGAUAUGAGGUGGAAAAAUGGUUUUUCCAAUGUGAAGCAUUCUGAAAAGUGCAUGAUGUGAUGUGUACUGUUCAUUCAAAAACAAAAUAGCUGAUUUAUG